CCAUUUUAGAGUCCACUCACGAAGAAGCAGUCGGAGGCUGCGGGCGUGUCGGUUUAGUUUCUGUUGAAGUUGAUAUUUAUUAUCUAUUUGUUUUCUUUCUAGAACGUCGCUAAGGUUGCGUUAAAGAGCAGUAGCCGCCCCGACGAUGCCGUCUCAUCCGCUGCGAGUGGCGGUGGUGUGCUCGAGCAAUCAGAACCGGAGCAUGGAAGCGCACGGCAUCCUCAGUAAGCGAGGAUUCAGCGUACGUUCGUUUGGAACUGGCUCCCAUGUGAAGCUGCCCGGACCGGCCCCAGACAAGCCCAACGUCUACGACUUCAAAACCACAUACGAGCAGAUGUACAACGACCUCGUUAAGAAAGACAAGGAACUAUACACCCAGAACGGGAUCCUUCACAUGCUGGACCGGAACAAGCGCAUCAAGCCCCGGCCCGAGCGCUUCCAGAACUGCAAGGACCAGUUCGACCUGGUGGUGACCUGCGAGGAGAGGGUGUACGACCAGGUGCUGGAGGACCUGAACUCGAGGGAGCAGGAGAGCUUCCAGCCGGUGCACGUGAUAAACGUGGACAUCCAGGACAACCACGAGGAGGCCACGCUGGGAGCCUUCCUCAUCUGUGAAAUGUGCCAGUGUAUCCAGCACACGGAGGACAUGGAGAAUGAGAUGGACGAGCUUCUGCAGGAGUUUGAGGAGAAGAGCAGCCGCCCCUUCCUGCACACUGUCUGCUUCUACUGACCCCUCCCCCCCCAAAACCAGCCUUAACCCCCUCGCCCGCCCCCUGCUACCAUCACUCCUGAUUGCAGAUCAGUGAGAGCCAUUACAGGUUUUACACCAGACCUGCUACUAGAGCCUGUUUAACCCAGGGCUGGGCAGCUCCAGCCGCUCUCGUCAGAAUCCAUUCCGAGCUCCAGUCCAGGCCAUUGUUCUAGCCAUGACGUUUUUAAUUGAGUCUCCUCCUGUGUCCUCUGGAAGCCCGUCUGUCUGUGUCAGGAAAACCAGGAGCAGAGUCCAGGCUGGGGACUGGAGUUGCCUUGCUCUUUGCUGUAGAAGUAGAUUAUUAUUAUUAUUAUUAUUAUGGUGAAUUGGAUAGAAACGUCUGCUAGAUGACUGACACAGCUUGGAGACUCGGGUGAGCUGUGCAUCACAUCUGCUGCUGCAGAGUCGCUUCCAAUCGGACCUCGUUUGUUUUACGUCUCAUCCGAAGGACGGAGCACAAGGAGGUGAAGUGACUGUCUCAGGGUCACACACGCACAGUGAGUCAGUGGCUGAGCGAGGAUUGGAACUGGUAACCUGGUAUCCAGCCCCUUUCUUUAACCACUGAGCCACCAAGCCUUUUUAGAGUUGAAGGUGAAGCGAGGACUGGCUUGAACUGCAAUGGGAGUCUCUGGGCAUCCCUGGUGAAGCAUGUCUGUGGGGCAGAAUAAACUUCCUCCCAGAUAAGUGUGGAGACGUGGACCCAGCCUGCAGCAUCGUGAAGCCUUGUAGCCACGUUGGGUGGCAGGAAGGUGCAGCUGUGUCUCGACUCGUUGGAAACCCUGCAGCCAACUGCUAUGCAACCGGGGGGCUUGUAAUAAUCCCCACGUCUGAUUUUGUCAUUUUAUUGUUAUUUGUCUGAUUUAAGCAGGAGAGAGCCCCGUGUUUAAAAUGUCUUGCAGUGGAGAGACUUAGACUCGCACACACACACAGUUAAAUACAGCAGAAGAGCCCCACAGCCGUUUAUAAAACAGUGCCAGUCUCGAGAGAGCUUUCUGUGCCCACGCUGUGGAAACUGGAAGAUGAUGCGUCUGUAGAGAGAUUUCUAGCGGUUAAUCAGUGAAAUAUU
This is a messenger RNA of Acipenser ruthenus (sterlet), 1817 nucleotides long. Its product is annotated as RNA polymerase II subunit A C-terminal domain phosphatase SSU72. The record is from RefSeq and is a predicted model, not a curated record. The transcript is spliced from 5 exons. NCBI's taxonomy places the organism in Eukaryota, Metazoa, Chordata, Actinopteri, Acipenseriformes, Acipenseridae. Gene Ontology annotation, cellular component: mRNA cleavage and polyadenylation specificity factor complex; nucleus. Gene Ontology annotation, molecular function: RNA polymerase II CTD heptapeptide repeat phosphatase activity. Gene Ontology annotation, biological process: termination of RNA polymerase II transcription. Bases 146 to 730 code for a protein of 194 amino acids.